Messenger RNA from Chenopodium quinoa (quinoa), 2166 nucleotides. RefSeq lists its product as uncharacterized. The record is from RefSeq and is a predicted model, not a curated record. The transcript has 4 exons. NCBI's taxonomy places the organism in Eukaryota, Viridiplantae, Streptophyta, Magnoliopsida, Caryophyllales, Amaranthaceae. The coding region runs from base 1 to 2166 and encodes 721 amino acids.
AUGUUGAAGGAGUGGAAUCGUACUUUUCUGACAUUGCUUCCAAAAGUUGAACAUCCUGAGCUUGUCUCCCAAUAUCGUACGAUAAGUCUUUGUAAUGUUCUCUAUAAGUGCAUAGCGAAGUGCCUCACCGGUCGCCUUCGCUUGGUACUUUCCUUCUUGGUGUCAGAUCAUCAGAAUGCUUUUGUUCCUAGUCGUCUCAUGUCUGACAAUGGUUUAAUCACUCAUGAACUUCUCUCGUUUAUGAAUGCUUCAAAGGCUCGAAAGCGAUUCUAUGCUGCGUUAAAGUUGGAUAUGAAUAAGGCCUACGAUCGGGUUAGGUGGGACUUCUUAUUUCGGGUUUUAAAGAAAUUUGGGUUUCCGUCUUACUGGAUUCACAUUAUUCGACAGUGUGUUACCUCGGUGUCUUACCAAGUGUUGGUCAAUGGUUCUCCUUCUGCUUCGUUUUUGCCUCAGUGUGGUUUGCGCCAAGGGGAUCCACUUUCUCCCUAUUUGUUCGUUUUAUGUAUGGAAGUUUUGUCCGCUCUUCUAGUUUGGGCGGAAGAACAUUCUCUUAUUCAGGGACUUCGCAUUUCGAGAGGGGCUCCUUCUAUUACUCAUCUGUUUUUUGCUGAUGAAUCUUUAUUGUUCUUCCAGGUUUCUCCUCCAUCUUGUGACCAUUUAAUGGACAUUCUCAAGGAAUUUUGUGAGCUUUCUGGCCAAAUUGUCAACCUUCAAAAAUCCUUUGAUAAGUUUAGUCCAAAUACGCCUCAGGAUUAUAAGGAAUAUCUAGCCCAAUGUUUGAAGCUCCAGCAUAAGCCUUCCCUAAGCUCUUAUCUUGGUUUACCUGUGGAUUUAGGUCGUGGAAAGGUUUCACAGUUCUCUUAUCUGAUUGAUAAGAUUUCUAAUCGCCUUUUGGAUUUUGCAUCUCUUCAUCUUUUUGUUGCAACGAAGCUGGUUAUCAUUAACUAUGUCAUGAUUGCUUCCUUCAAUCAUGUUUUAUCAGUGUUUAAGAUUCCGGCUUCGAUUUGUGCCUGGAUUGAUCAAAUGUUGGCUAGAUUUUGGUGGCGUUCUUCUUCUACUUCUCGAGGGUUAGCUUUGCGUUCGGCUUUUCUUCUCCAUUUGCCUAAAGGAUUAGGUGGGUUAGGUGUACGAAGUCUAGGCUGUUUUGAUUCAGCAAUUGGACAAGAUCCCUCGUCCUUCUUGGGGAUGUCUGAGCUUGAUGGUGUUCAGGUUCGGCUUACUAAGGACUCUUGGGUUCCUGGGUCCAGUUCGAUUCAAACAAGACUAUGGAACGACCCCCAAGAGCUGAUGGAUGACUUUGUUUAUUGGAAGUUUACUAGAGAUGACGCGUUUUCUACCAAAUCGGCGUAUGCUUUGCUGAUUAGGCAACUCUCUGCUUCAAUUGCCUCUGCUUCAGUUCCUCCGAAUUGGUGGAAACGCUUUUGGGGUCUCCCUAUUCUUCCUAAGUUUAAAAUGUUGGGGUGGAAAUUGCUUCAUAAUGCAUUACCCCUUUGUUCAGUCUUGCGAGACCGUGGGUUGCUUGUGAAUUCGAUGCGUGUGUUCUGUAAUCAACAUGGGACAAUAUCUCAUUUGUUUUGUGAUUGCUCCUUCUCUGCUCACCUGCUGGUUUGUGGUCCUAUGGGUUUUGAUAGACAUUUGCUCAGUGCAAAGCCGUCCGAUAUAUGGUUCGCUAAUCUGGUUUCAGGGUUUACUGCCUCUAGCAAUUGGGAAGGGUUAACUACUCUUUUCUCCUUGCUUUGGGCUGUGUGGCUUACUCGUAAUCACAUCAUUUUUAAUCAGGCGACUUGCUCUCCUGCCUCGGUUCUCCAGCUUGCUGCUGCUUGGGUUGACAGAGAUUUUCGUUCCCGAGCUGUCAAUCUAAGGAGACCUAUCCCUCUUAUUUCCCCUUCUUUACAGAUUGCUUGUUUGCGGGGGGAUCCUUCUGAUGAUCUUGAUGUGUGUCUUAUGUUUGAUGGUGCCUGGUUGGCAGUGGACAACUGUGUGCUAGUAUUGGCCUGUUUAGGAGGUCUUCAUAUGGCCUUUCGGAGAGGUGUUCGUCGCCUCCUUAUCUGCACUUACUGUGGUGUUCUUAUCUCCCUUGUUUCUCAUGUACGCUCCGCAGAUGUUGCCUAUGUUUGGUUACUUCGGGACAUUAGCUCUGCUCUUUUGAAGUUCACAGCUUGUUAG